AUGGACGAUGAAUCUGCUUCUAAUAGCUCCGUCUUCAGAAACCUCGAAGGAGAAGAGAUGAUGGGAAAAGUGAUUCUGUUCGUAGUCGUAUCACUAUUCGCAGCGAUUCUGUUCCUCCUCUUGCUUCAUCUCUACGCAAGACUCUUCUGGUGGCGUGUAGAACAACAUUUCAACCUAAACCUAAUCCGAUCCGACGAUCCUGGAUCCACUGUACAUGUCAUCGGCCGUCACAACCAACGACGCCGUUUCAUCUUCGCUCAAGCUCAAGAAGAUCCUCCUCGCAACACAGGUCUCGACUCUUCUCUUCUCCAAUCGAUCCCUGUCGUUGUUUUCAAGUCAACGGACUUCAAAGACGGCAUCGAAUGCUCCGUUUGUCUCUCCGAUCUCGUUGACGGCGAUAAAGCUAGGGUUUUGCCAAGGUGUAAUCAUGGGUUUCAUGUUGAUUGUAUUGAUAUGUGGUUUCAGUCUCAUUCCACUUGUCCUCUCUGUAGAAACACGGUUGGUUCUGUUGAAGAAGAGACGACACAUGGAGGAAACGAGGGUUUGUCUCAAAAUCAAAACUUUGAAUCCGGACAUUCGAGUAAUCAACAAAACCCAUCUCAUCAAGACCAGAGCUCUGUUCUUGGGGUUUCGACAGAACCUCUUAAUUUUCCGACAAAUGUACUAGUUUGGGGAGAUCACAAUCAAGUUAGAAGUCAAGGCGUUAUAGUUACUGGAAAUGACCAUCAUCAAAUAGAAUCUACUACUAUUGGUAACAGAGCACAAGAAGUAACGGCGCUUGUGGUGGAUAUUCCGGCGAAUUCAAGUGAGAAUUUAACGGAGAGAAUCCAAGAAGAAGAGCCUAAGUCACCGAUGUUCACAAGGUUGAGAUCGCUUACGAAGUUUUUGAGUAGAGAGAAGAAAAGUGUGGCUUGCGUUAGUGGUACCAACAACAACAGCAAUGUUUGA
This is a messenger RNA of Microthlaspi erraticum, 948 nucleotides long. NCBI's taxonomy places the organism in Eukaryota, Viridiplantae, Streptophyta, Magnoliopsida, Brassicales, Brassicaceae. The record is from the annotation of a GenBank genome assembly.